AUGCCUGGUGCUAUAGAUGCUUUAUUUUUGAAGCUAAGAACGAAUUUCGAAACUUACAAGGAUAACCAAAGCAUUCAAUCACAUUCAAAACCACCACUUUCAGAGGAUGAAGAAUUUUUUAUAACUGUGAUAGUUCCUGAAAUAAGAAAGAAAUAUAUUGAUGAUAAUAAUUAUAAUUUUCCAGUUUCUAGUAAACUUCAUCCAAUUAUACGGGAAUUUUUAAGACAACCGGAUAUAAAAUCUUUAUUAUACAAUCUACAUCCACAUUUUUUAUGUAUGUUAAAUUAUCCAAAAAUUGAUCCAAAUUUCUAUCGAAAAAUUACAGAUGAAAGUUGGUUAAGAAAGAAUUUUGAUAGAGAUGUUUUUGAUGAAUGGAGAUUGAAAUUCAUCGAAGAAGAAAGAGCAAUAAGUGACAAUGGUGUUGAGGUCAGUCAAGAAAAUGAAACAAUUGAAGAAGAUGAAAAUGAUAAUAUAGUGGAAGCCACAGAGGAGGAAAUGGAAGGGAUCCAUGAAGAGACUGUUGAUUAUGAAUCAGAGAUCCAUGAUACUGAAAUUUAUCCUUUAAUCAGAAAAAAGGGGGAGCUAAUCGAAAAUUUGGAAUCGAUAAAAAGAGAGGUCGAAGAAUCACAGAAAAGAGUCGAUGUUCAAAAAAAUAAAAUUGUAAAAAACUCAGUGACUAUAGAGAAACUUUAUGAAGACCUUAAAAAAAACAAUGAAGAAUCUGCACAACUUGAGGAGGAAUUAAAAAUUGUGAAUUCAAAUGAAUCUGAGAGACUGGGUCUACAUUUUAUUUCCUAUUCUGAUGAGACACAUUUGCAAAAAAUGCAUCAAGAUAUAAUAGGGAUGAAUAAUGAAAUUCAUAAAUGCAAAGCUUUGAUUGAUGGAAUGGUGAAUGAAAGAUCUAAAAUCCAAUUGUCUAUUAAUAAUGAAGGUGAAGCGUAUUUAAGACAAAAAGAAUUAGACUCAGAAAUUGAAUCUACUAGAAUUAAGUUGAGUUCGAUGGAGCAAAAAGUAGCUAUAGCUAAAGAAAAUUUACUUAACGAGAAAUGCAAAAUCUCAAAGCUUUUAGGCCAAGAUAAUACAUCAAUCAAAAGUAAAACAAAAUAUGUCAAUAAACUUAUUGAUAAAAAAAAUGAUUAUCAAAAAAAGUUAGGAAUUAAAAUAACUCAGUUGGGAGCAGAAAAUGAAAAAGUAGCUGAAAGAGUAGACAGAAUAUCAGCUCUAUUGAUAAAACAGAAAAAAUUAAUUAUUAAAAAAAAUGAACAAUUGAAUAAACUUACAUUAGAAAUUGAUAAAAAGUUGAUUAAAUUUAGAAAAAGAAAGGCAAAAGAACAACUUCAAAAAGAACCUAAAAAAAGAGGAAGGAAACCUAAAAUUAGGAAGAAACCAGAUAAUGAUGAUCAAUCCGAUUUAGUUAGUGAGUCAUUAAUACCACCAGUAUCUGCCCCACCAUUAUCACAUCAAUUGUUUAACACUAAAAUUCCUGCUCAUGCAAGAUUAGAUAAAUUAUUACUUCAUUGCUCAGCUCCUCAUGAUAUGACUCGUGAUAUUAUCAUGAUGGAAGUAGAUGAAGAUCAAUUGAAUAAAUUUUUAAAUUUUUUUGAAAAAAAUCAUAC
Lodderomyces pseudojiufengensis is the source of this 1616-nucleotide messenger RNA. Its product is annotated as coiled-coil domain-containing protein. The record is from RefSeq and is a predicted model, not a curated record. The annotation marks the transcript as partial. Lineage: Eukaryota; Fungi; Ascomycota; Pichiomycetes; Serinales; Debaryomycetaceae. The transcript has a single exon.